Cyprinodon tularosa is the source of this 2389-nucleotide messenger RNA. RefSeq names its product synaptogyrin 1a (gene syngr1a). The transcript is spliced from 4 exons. NCBI's taxonomy places the organism in Eukaryota, Metazoa, Chordata, Actinopteri, Cyprinodontiformes, Cyprinodontidae. The record is from RefSeq and is a predicted model, not a curated record. Gene Ontology annotation, cellular component: neuromuscular junction; synaptic vesicle membrane. Bases 239 to 814 code for a protein of 191 amino acids.
CCCUGAGGCAUGAAGGGAGGAUGAAGAGGAUUAGUGCAGAUUACUGAGCAGUUUAUAACAGCAGACAAGAGGAAGAAGAGAGAACAAACCAGUUAGGAGAUAAAUUCUUAUCAACAGGCCAACUGGACUGAACUGGUGCAGUAAACUGGCAGCAGCCUGUCAGAACAGACUCUACCAGUAAGUUUGUGGAGGUAGGUUGAACUGCUGUGGGCUGGGCUGGAGUCAGCAGCCGGCGUGGAUGGACGGGUUCCAGGCGUAUGGGGCGGGGAAGGCCGGCGGUGCCUUCGAUCCUCUGACCUUCAUCAGGCAGCCUCAGACGGUGGUCAGGAUCCUCUGCUGGCUCUUCUCCAUCGUUAUCCUGGGAUGUGUUGCUAACGAGGGCUAUGUCAACCGCCCUGAGGAGGUGGAGGAGUACUGCAUCUUCAACCGCAACCAGAAUGCCUGUAACUAUGCCGUUGCCAUGGGAACACUGUGUUUCCUCUGCAGUGCAGGUUUCCUGGCCCUGGAUGUAUAUUUUCCUCAGAUCAGUGGAGUGAAGGACAGGAAGAAGGCUGUCAUGGUGGACAUCGGGGUGUCUGCGUUUUGGUCUCUCAUCUGGUUUGUGGGUUUCUGCUUUCUGGCCAAUCAGUGGCAGUUUUCUAAACCUGAAGACAACCCUCUCAACGAAGGUGCCGACGCCGCCAGAGCCACCAUCUUUUUCUGCUUCUUCUCCAUCUUUACCUGGGGAGGAGUCAGUCUGCUGUCUUUGGAGCGUCUCAAGAGAGUCUCGUAUGAAGAAGAGUACAACAAACUGUUCACGCCUCCUCUUUCUUGAAACAAAGCCUCACCUUUUCCACACAGCCAAUCGGGGACAAGCAUUUUUACACAUUAAUUUCUCCGUUUGGUCGGUCACCUCAAGCGCCUGUUAUACAAAAGUGCCUUCUUGUUGCUCCAGCAACAGAAAGAUUUUCUCGCAAGAUGCUUAAGAUCAAAUCAUGAACUCUGAAUGUAAAGCUGGAUGCUGAUUUUUACCACAGAGACAGUAUUCUUAAACGCAGUGUGCAAGCAGAGCAGUCGCCCCAUGGCGGUAAAAUGAAUGCAUGUUAAAGGAUCCACUAAGUUGAAGGCUGUGUCCGAAUGUCCGCUCUAACCGCUGUCUAGAGCACUUUAUAGGGGUUACGCCAUGUUUAAUGAGUGUCCAAUUGUCUAGUGGAUAAAAAAGGUACCUGGAAAAGUGCAGAUAUAUCCCAGAAUGCUUUCCAAGAGCUCAAAAGAACAAAGAUGGUGCAGGCACAGAGCAGAAGAAAAAAAUAAUAAUGAUAAUACAUCCAGAAUCAGAAUUACUUUAUUAAUCUCUUGCAGUAGAUUCUUUUCUUGCAGCGCAACUGUUUAUAGGGGAGAUACGAAUAAGAUUUUAAGUAUAAUGGAAUUAAAUAAUGUUAAAAAAUAUAAUAAGACAGAAUAAAAUCAGUUUUCUGAGUUCACUAUAAAGUCCACUAUAUAGUCUUCACUCUAUAUAGUGGUUGAGGGGUUAGGGCGGAAGUUGGGACACAGCAGAAGUCUGAACUACACAGCAGGAACUUCAAUCUCAUGCUGACAGACGUUACCUCACUGGAAAAAAUGGAAAUCUAGAUGACUCUUUUUUUCUUAAAAUAAGUGCAUUUGUUCUUGGAUUGAGGAGGUAAAAGAGAAAUUUGGCCAAUGGAACAAGACCAUUUACACUUAAAAUAGGAAAACACAACCGCAUUGUCUUAUUUAAAGUGUAUGUUAUCUAAUUAUCUUAUUUUAAGAGUAAAAAUAAUCAUUCUUUUGGCAAACUAGCUCAUUUACAAACUCAAAUUAAGGGUAAAUAUACUUAAUAUAAGGAAUUUUUACUUAGUUCUAGAUUGUUUCUCCAGUGCUGUCCCUGGCACUGUGAGAACUAAUGUAUGGAAACGUCAAAAGCUUUUGAAGAAGUUUUGUUUUCUGAGAAAUAUCUGAAAUUCUGCAUCUGGUUGAUGGGUAAAAUUAAGGUCUAGUAAAAUGAUCUGAACAGAACCUUUGCUGCUGGACAGGGAGAGCCUCGUCUGUAACUGAUGAAGCCUCUAACUGAGACAAAUUUAAAUUUUCUCCUGCUUCUGUUUUUCCAACCAGAUUAUCUGUGCAGGGCGGGAUCACCGUUUGUGGUUCCUCAUCUAUAAUCCUGUUUGCUCCACCUGGUUUACCAUGAGCUGAACUGAUGUAUUAAACCUGGCUAAGUGCUGAGCGGGUAGAUGGUUUGGUUAGAGCAGAUAAUCAAUCAUAACCAGGUUAGGCGCAGCCUGCUGUGUGGUCAGACCUCAUUCAUCCUUACUGUCUGUAACAUGUUGAUGGUAUGAUUCUGUCAUGAGUGUUCUGAUGUAAUAUGACAAUUAAACAACUGUACAGUUUA